AUGGCUGGCAGAACCCCAUCUAACGCAAGCCCUUUCUCUCCUGAGCUUCAGACCUUCGUGGUCACCAAAUAUGACCCGCUGCUCGCCAUCGUCAGAGAGCUGAAUGCCCGGCUCCAGGCAUCUGAAAAGGAGAGAAUGCGCUUGGAACGGCGCGUGCAGCGGCUGGAAGGCCAGGUGAUUUCGUUGAACGAUGCAGUCGAAACUGGAACGAAGCUGAAGCCUACCCCUGACCUUGAACCGGAAGGACAAGCAGGCAGACAUGCUGUCCAAGAACUGCUAGAGCCAGAGGAGGCGCUCGUUGCACCCUGGCUAUUUUCAUGUCAAAUCGGGACGCCAACCUCAGCAUUACAGGUCUUGUUGGAGUUUUCUCCAGACUCUACUCUUGAGGUUGAUUGCAAAAUGUGGAAACGCGAAGAGGACCUUUGGAUUUUGCUUCUCGAAGAGAUGCCUGAUGAGUUUGCAUUUAGGCGCCCCGACUCGCUGCAGCUUUUGGACUUGAGGCGAGCUGCGCGUCGUGCUCUGCUGGAACUAUGCAGAGGCGAGGCCUUAAUUCUCUUGAGAAACGUUCCUGGGCGUAGAGAGGCGCCGAACAAUCCGACAGCCAUUACCCUCGUUGCAAUUCUCGCUGCUGCCCUGUCGGAGGCCUGGAGUAGGGUUGAGGCGGCAGAGCCCGAGGCCUUAGGCCGAGUGGCACUCGUGCUGGACGGGAACGACAUUGGCUCACGGCUGAGGGCCGGCCGGAAGCGAUUCCGUAUUGAGCCCUUGAACUAA
Messenger RNA from Cyclospora cayetanensis, 771 nucleotides. RefSeq lists its product as uncharacterized. The transcript has 10 exons. NCBI's taxonomy places the organism in Eukaryota, Apicomplexa, Conoidasida, Eucoccidiorida, Eimeriidae. The coding region runs from base 1 to 771 and encodes 256 amino acids. The record is from RefSeq and is a predicted model, not a curated record.